GUACUAGGCGGGCGGUGUCAGGCUCUCGGUGGCGGCGGAGGCGGCGGAGGCCCGGGAGGAAGAUGUCGUAAUGAGCGAGACAGCCAGAAAUUGAAAGGAAAGGGGAGACAGAGAGGGAAAGAUACAGAGAGACGCCAGCCAGCAGCACUGCUUUACCACUUGUGAAGCCUCCUCCCCUGCAGGCUUGAUGAAGGCAGAGAUUGAGAAGACAAGGGUUGCUGAGCUUGAGUAGGGACAUGUGAGGAGAGAUUAUUAGCCUCUCUUGGAAAAGCAGCAAUUCACAGACCAGCAUGGCUGCCACUGCCGCUGUUAGUCCCAGUGACUACUUGCAGCCUGCUGCCUCCACCACCCAGGACUCCCAACCAUCUCCCUUAGCUUUGCUUGCUGCAACAUGUAGCAAAAUUGGCCCUCCAGCUGUUGAAGCUGCUGUGACUCCUCCUGCUCCUCCUCAGCCCACACCACGGAAACUCGUACCCAUCAAGCCAGCCCCUCUCCCUCUCAGUCCUGGCAAGAACAGCUUUGGAAUCUUGUCUUCCAAAGGAAAUAUACUUCAGAUUCAGGGGUCACAACUGAGCACUUCCUAUCCUGGAGGGCAGCUGGUGUUUGCUAUACAGAAUCCCACCGUGCUCAACAAAGGGACCCGGUCAAAUGCCAACUUCCAGUACCAGGCUGUCCCUCAGAUUCAGGCAAGCAAUUCGCAGACCAUCCAAGUACAGCCCAAUCUUACCAACCAGAUUCAGAUCAUCCCUAACACCAACCAAGCCAUCAUCAGCCCCUCAACAUCAGGUCACAAGCCUGUGCCUAUCAAGCCAGCUCCCGCCCAGAAGUUGAGUACCACCACCACCCCUGUGCAGAGUGGGGCCAGUGUGGUAAAGCUGACAAGUGGGGGUGGCAAUGUGACACUCACUCUGCCUGUCAACAACCUCAUGAACACCAGCGACACUGGGGCCACCACUCAGCUUCUCACAGAGAGCCCUCUCACCCCUCUGUCUAAGACUAAUAAGAAAGCCAGGAAGAAGAGUCUUCCUGCCUCCCAGCCUGCCGUGGCUAUGGCCGAGCAGGUGGAGACAGUACUGAUUGAAACCACUGCAGACAACAUCAUCCAGGCAGGAAACAACCUGCUCAUUGUUCAGAGCCCUGGCGGGGGCCAGCCAGCUGUGGUCCAGCAAGUCCAGGUGGUGCCCCCCAAAGCUGAGCAGCAGCAGGUGGUACAGAUCCCCCAGCAGGCCCUGCGGGUGGUGCAGGCGGCAUCUGCCACCCUCCCUACGGUUCCCCAGAAGCCCUCCCAGAACUUUCAGAUCCAGGCAGCUGAGCCAACGCCUACCCAGGUCUACAUUCGCACUCCUUCCGGUGAGGUGCAGACAGUCCUUGUCCAGGACAGCCCUCCAGCAACAGCUGUAACCACCUCUACCACCACUUGUAGUAGCCCUGCAUCCCGUGUUCCUCACCUGAGUGGGACCAGCAAAAAGCACUCAGCCGCAAUUCUCCGGAAAGAGCGUCCCUUGCCAAAGAUCGCCCCUGCUGGGAGCAUCAUCAGCCUGAAUGCAGCUCAGCUGGCGGCAGCAGCUCAGGCCAUGCAGACCAUCAACAUCAAUGGUGUCCAGGUCCAGGGUGUGCCUGUCACCAUCACCAACACAGGAGGACAGCAACAGCUGACGGUGCAGAAUGUUUCUGGGAACAACCUGACCAUCAGUGGGCUGAGCCCCACACAGAUCCAGCUGCAAAUGGAGCAGGCCUUGGCUGGAGAGGCGCAGCCUGGGGAGAAGCGGCGCCGCAUGGCCUGUACUUGUCCCAACUGCAAGGAUGGAGACAAGAGGUCUGGAGAGCAGGGCAAGAAGAAGCACGUGUGCCAUAUCCCAGACUGUGGCAAGACUUUCCGGAAGACGUCCCUGCUGAGGGCCCAUGUGCGCCUGCACACCGGGGAGCGGCCCUUUGUCUGUAACUGGUUCUUCUGUGGAAAGAGGUUCACACGGAGUGACGAACUGCAGCGGCAUGCACGUACCCACACAGGGGACAAACGCUUUGAGUGUGCCCAGUGUCAGAAGCGCUUCAUGAGAAGUGAUCACCUCACCAAGCAUUACAAGACACACCUGGUCACGAAGAACUUGUAAGGCCAACUGAGGGGGGCGCCCAGAAGAUGUCAUGGGCCCACCUCAUCCUCUCCCUCCUAUUCUGCAACUGUCCCCACCAGAAGGGACUCUGCUGCCCCAUACUCGCCUCGUUCUGAAGCCCCUUGGCUCCACACUGGUCCUUCCUUCUCACCACACGCUCCCGGCCUGCCCCGACUGUGGACACUGGCCGUGCCCAAUGAGACGUUCUAAAUCAGAACGAGUGGGAACCCUUAUUUCCAAAGGAAAAACAUGAAUUUCACUCCGUCGAGGAGCAAAGUGAGCCCCUUCCCUUCCCCCCAACACUGCCAGAGUUGCAUCGUGCCAUGCCCCUCCCUCACCCCCCAGGCCCUGCCCCCAGGGCCUUGCUGGCAUCCACCUCUGGAGAAGCUCAAGAAGCUGCUUCCACUCCACAUGCCCUGGCCCUGCCACCACUCUUCUCCAGCACAUUCCAACUUUCUAUUUAAAAAGUCAAGCUAUCCACAGACUCCUCAGCUCCCUUCUUUUUCUACGGAGAACGUUGCCUUAUACUCUACUUCAGAUGAUGAACACUGUGUAUUGUGUGUGCUUUAAAGAAGUUUUAUUUAAUUGCUCCCUUUUUCCUGUCCUUGUUACUCACUUCCUCCAUGCCUGCUUUCAGUUUAGGGUUUGGGGGGGGCAAUAAUGAGUAUAUGAAUUUUUUUCUCAUUCUAGCAAUUCCCUUUUCUAAAUGACACUGCAUUUCAAUUUAAAUCUGGAUCCAGAUUAAAACUCCUUCACAUACUAAACCUCAUCUCUGUCCCCUCAUCUCACCCACCCCAACUACCCCAAGCUCUACUUGUGUACAGUGUAUAUUGUAAAAUAGACAAUUGUGUCUACUACAUGUUUAAAAAAAAAAACAUAUUGCUUGUUAUUUUUGAGGCUUUUAAAUUAAACAAAAAUCCAACUUUAUUUUUAGUUGUAACUGCUCGAGGUAUGUUUUAUGAAUUAAGUGACAGAUUUGUUAUCCUUUAUUAACAAUGUACUUUGUUGGUCAGUACUGGGCUGACAAAAAAUAUUUCUUGCUAAUAAACUUAGUUGCCUGAGGCAAAAUCUGCA
Messenger RNA from Erinaceus europaeus (western European hedgehog), 3185 nucleotides. It is a transcript of the gene SP2, whose product is annotated as Sp2 transcription factor. Gene Ontology annotation, biological process: regulation of transcription by RNA polymerase II. The transcript has 9 exons. The record is from RefSeq and is a predicted model, not a curated record. Gene Ontology annotation, molecular function: DNA-binding transcription factor activity, RNA polymerase II-specific; RNA polymerase II cis-regulatory region sequence-specific DNA binding. The coding region runs from base 291 to 2111 and encodes 606 amino acids. Lineage: Eukaryota; Metazoa; Chordata; Mammalia; Eulipotyphla; Erinaceidae.